CCUGGCCACCUUGCACACGCCCCUUGGGCUGCUGCCCCACAAUGGCCAGUCUGCUCCGGGCUGCUGGGAACCCCAGGGGGCUGUUCCCCUGGAGGGGCUACUGCUCCAGGGGGACGCAGGGCGAGCUCAGCAAAGGCUUUGUGGAGGCUCUGAAGGCAGUUGUGGGGAGCCCUCAUGUGUCCACUACUGCUGCUGACCGAGAGCAGCACGGGCACGAUGAGUCCAUGCACAGGUGCCGACCUCCAGGCGCUGUGGUGUGGCCCCAGAAUGUGGAACAGGUCAGCCGGCUGGCCGCCCUGUGCUACAGCCAAGGAGUGCCCAUCGUCCCAUUUGGCACGGGCACGGGGCUUGAGGGUGGAGUCUGUGCCAUGCAGGGCGGCGUCUGCAUCAACCUGACACACAUGGACCGGAUCCUGAGGGUAAACCCACAGGACUUCUCUGUGGUGGUGGAGCCUGGCGUCACCCGCAAAACGCUCAACACCUACCUGCGGGACAGUGGCCUCUGGUUUCCUGUGGACCCGGGCGCGGACGCCUCCCUCGGGGGCAUGGUGGCCACCGCGGCCUCCGGCACCAACGCUCUGCGGUAUGGCACGAUGAGGGACAACGUGCUGAACCUGGAGGUGGUGCUGCCCGGGGGCCAGCUGCUUCACACCGCGGGCCUGGGCCGGCACUUCCGGAAGAGUGCAGCCGGCUACAACCUCACAGGGCUCUUCGUGGGCUCUGAGGGGACACUGGGACUCAUCACGGCUGCCACCCUGCGCCUGCACCCCGCCCCUGAGGCCACGGUGGCCGCCACCUGCGCAUUUCCCAGUGUCCAGGCUGCUGUGGAUGCCACGGUUCACAUCCUCCAGGCUGCAGUGCCCGUGGCCCGCAUUGAGUUUCUGGAUGAAGUCAUGAUGGAGGCCUGCAACAGGCACAGCCAGCUGAACUCCUUCGUGGCACCCACACUCUUCCUUGAGUUCCACGGGUCUGAGCGGGCACUGGCCGAGCAGAUAGAGCGGACAGAGGAGAUCACCCAGCACAACGGAGCCUCCCACUUCUCCUGGGCCAAGGGGGCCCAGGAGCGCAGCCGGCUCUGGGCGGCGCGGCACAACGCCUGGUAUGCCGCUCUGGCCCUGCGGCCGGGCUGCAAGGGCUAUUCCACCGACGUGUGUGUGCCCAUCUCCCGGCUGCCGGAGAUCCUGGUGCAGACCAAGGAGGACCUGAAGGCGUCAGGACUCACAGGGUGCAUUGUUGGACAUGUGGGCGAUGGCAAUUUCCAUUGCAUCCUGCUGGUGGACCCAGAGGACACUGAGGAGCUCCGCAGGGUCAAGGACUUUGGAAAACAGCUGGGCAGGCGGGCACUGGCACUCCACGGGACGUGUACUGGGGAACAUGGCAUUGGGCUGGGCAAGCGGCAGCUGCUACAGGAGGAGGUGGGCGCCGUGGGCAUGGAGAUCAUGCGGCAGCUGAAGGCCAUGCUGGAUCCCCGAGGCCUCAUGAACCCAGGCAAGGUGCUCUGAGGGUCUCCAAGUGCUUGGCCUACAAACCCCCAGACAGUGGAACCUCCUGUUCUGAAACCUUCCUUCUUGUCACAAAACAGUUCUGUCUUGGCCCAGAUCUGCAGGUGUCCUUGCUUGCCUUCCCCUUGGUCCAGCCCUCCCUGCUGCUGAGGACUGGGGGCAAGGCCUCAGGGACUCAGCUCCCUCAGCCCUACUCUACCUGUUUGGUGUGGUGACAGGAAUAGGCCUUUCCUGGUGUAGGUGUCCUUGGGCCCCUGAAAUAAACCAGAACCCCAUUUGCAACAGUUUGGAGAUGAGCAGACAGUACCUGUGAAUGGCCUCCUGUGCCUGUCCUCACCACCUCCUUCAGGUUCUCUAACCUUUGUCCUUGUCCCUUGUCCCUCCUCCCCUGUCUGUCCUCUGACUUCUCACAGUCUGGGAGGGAGGGAAUGGUGCUUAGGCCACAGAAAGUCACUUUCAGGGACCAAAGUCCCUGUCACAACUGCUGCUCAUGAGAACAGAGAGCCUGAGGAUUUGCCCAUGGCUGACGCCCCUCACAACCGGCCUCAACUGGGCCCGAGAACAUUCUGAACAUGUUCUUCAAAUGGCUGCUGCCAAUCAAUGGAAAAGGAAGUGAAAUUUUUGUCCUUGUAUUAUACUUCUCCAUGGUGUGAUGUAUUUUACUACUAGCUUUUCCCCAUUGAAGUCAGGAUCUGCCCUCCCCUGGGCCUGCCCAUGCCUUAGGAUCCCUGGCCAGACCACCUGGCCCUCAAACUUAUCAGUUGUUCCCAAGCCCACGAGAGGGCGCCCAACACCACAGCAUCUGUGCUGGGCAGCGGCACCCAGGACACCCCUCUGUCCAGGGCCUGUAACUCUGCCUUGGGUCCCCUCCCUACUUCCCCAAGGUUGAGAUGGGGUUGGCUUGGUGUCCUGGAAGUCGGUCUCUAAACUCCAUCCCAGGAGCCUAUCCUUCGGGCCCAUUUCCCGUGGCCCCUAAGCAAAGGUGCUAGCUCAGCAAAGCAGGAAGGCCUGCGGGACCCUCCCAUCUCCCCUCACUCCCAGAAACCUGUUGAACUCCUUCCCUGCCUCCACCUCGUGGGUCCCUCCCCGCCUCUCCCAUCAGCUGUCCAGGCCCUGGAUAGAGGCACCCUUCUGGGACUUCUCAGCCCAAGUUGGUCCUUGGAAGCCACUCGAACACUGGGAACUGAGCCCAGUUUGCUCCUCUGGGACGUCUCCACCCCCAGGCUGCAAGCAGUUGCUGGGCCAAGGGGUGAUGUGGAGGCAAGCCUCACUGGCUCUCCCCAAGUGACCAGCUCCAGGCACCAUCUAAGCAUCAGCAGCGCACAGCUCACUGGCCCCACCCCCACCCCAACUUGGCUGCCUCGCCCCCAGCUCAGGGGGAAAGUCUGCAAUGGAGGUGUCUCCCCUUACUGGGCACGGCUCUUCUUAGAUGAGCUGGAAGAACAAGCUCACUGUUCGCUGAAAUACCAGCCCCUGAAGAUUCAACUGACUAUUUCUGCC
Messenger RNA from Neogale vison (American mink), 3002 nucleotides. RefSeq names its product lactate dehydrogenase D (gene LDHD). Gene Ontology annotation, molecular function: D-lactate dehydrogenase (cytochrome) activity; FAD binding; D-lactate dehydrogenase (NAD+) activity. The transcript has 11 exons. The coding region runs from base 42 to 1502 and encodes 486 amino acids. Gene Ontology annotation, cellular component: mitochondrion. The record is from RefSeq and is a predicted model, not a curated record. Gene Ontology annotation, biological process: lactate catabolic process. NCBI's taxonomy places the organism in Eukaryota, Metazoa, Chordata, Mammalia, Carnivora, Mustelidae.